Messenger RNA from Balaenoptera acutorostrata (minke whale), 7005 nucleotides. It is a transcript of the gene REXO5, whose product is annotated as RNA exonuclease 5. Lineage: Eukaryota; Metazoa; Chordata; Mammalia; Artiodactyla; Balaenopteridae. The transcript has 18 exons. Gene Ontology annotation, molecular function: exonuclease activity; RNA binding. The coding region runs from base 1679 to 3637 and encodes 652 amino acids. Gene Ontology annotation, cellular component: nucleus. The record is from RefSeq and is a predicted model, not a curated record.
UUGGGAUCUUGAGGAGAGGCAGCAGUCCGAGGCCAAGAAAGCCCGCUUAUCUGCCAUUUUAUUUGCUGGAAACCGUGAAAUAACUCAUGGGCAGCUAUGUGAAUUGCUGAAGCGUGCAGUUCUGGGCAAAUUCAGUGUUCCUAAACCUAGGUAUGAGAAGAACGUAAAUGGUGGGUAUAGACCUGAGGUUUCAUAUUGGUAUCUAGAGGCCCAUGUCUGCCUGACGUUUUUUAUUUGCCACACAGAAUGUCCUAAAUUUUUUUUUUUUACAAAGUUGCCAACAAUUUAAAUUGGGAAUCCCUUUAUAUCCAUAUUUUUUACUUCUUCGAAAAACUCUGGCAACUGUCCCUAUGGCAACAAUUUGUUGAAGCUGAAUAGUGGCCUCCUGUUAUAGAUGUACACUUCAGUGUCCCACCUGGCCUGCUUCCCUUAUUUACAGUAUCUGUCUGGCUGCUAUAGGUAUUUUGGUUUAUAACCUCCAGUGGAGACCUGAUUGAAAUAACAUGAUCAUGUAUUAAGAAUCCCAAUCUUUUUUCUUCUUUUACAAAUCAAGGGCAAAGAGAAUUUUACUACUCUGAUAUCCUCAAUGCCAUUAUUAAAUGUCUAAUGAAAAUUGCAUUUCUGUAUGUACCAAUACACAGUAGAGAGAUUUUCAUAUGUACACUUCCGUCUGGGGGUGGAGUGGCUACGUACCUCAAAAGCCCGCUUCUGCCUUAACAGAUACUGUCAUUGCUCUGUCACUUUAUCUGAACUGGCUUUCUGGAAGCUGGUCAUGUUACUGGCUUAGGAAGGACUGUAGAGCAGAUUGGGAUCUUGAAGAUAUGCCUUUGUAAACUGAGCUUAAUUAGUUCCAAUUUAAAACAAAUCUUAAUAGGAUUUUGGAUUUGAAUGCAUUGUGUUUCACUUGGUAUUAUACUUGAUUUGAAUGGAAUAAAUAAUUAUCUCAAGAGAUCUUUAUUUGAAUUCUGUGCAGUAAUAGCUGUUCUCCAUUUCCAGGCAGUCAGUGAGUGAUGAUAAACUCCAAUAUCUGUUGCUCAGUGCUUUUUUCACACUUCCCUUCUGUAUGUCUGUAACUGACUUGACGGUAUCAGUCUUAGCUUUGUUGGUUUGAUUUUUCAACAGCGGGUGCCAGCUUUUUCACCAAAACCACCUGAACAACGUGGUGGUUUUUAUACUGCAGGGAAUGAGUCAGCUACACUUUUACAGGUUCUAUUUGGAGUUUGGGUUUCUCCGAAAGGCAUUCAGACACGAAACUGAGUAAAGCACCCAAGUUACAGCCAGUAAGUGGAAUUUACAGCUGGAAUUGAAGCCCAGGUGAGCCUGAGACUUGAACUCUCAAUCUCUUUGCUUUUCUGUGUCAUCCACCUGGCAUGUUAUCCACUAAAGUAAUAGAUAUGAAAGUGCUUUGAAAAAUAUAAGGAACUUUGCUUUUCUAAGUUAUACAUUUUUGUAAUGUUUGUUUCUUUUGUAUAGUGUGUAAUUAGAGAAGCAAAGAAAACUUCUGGGGUAGGAUAAAUGUGGCUUCACUUAUUUAGUCACUUUUACAAUUUAAGGAAACAGUCCUCAUUUUACAAUGCAAACAAUUAAGGUCCAGAUCUUUCAUAGCACUGAGCUGACAAUAAAAGUCUAGGUCUGAAAGUAUUUUAACUGUUUUCAAGCAUUUUUGUAAAAACCUAUUAUGUAUCUUCAGAAAUUCUGCUUGCCUCCCCCAUCAUCUGAUUUCCUAGCUGAUAUCAUUGGGCUGCAAAAGAAACAAAUAAUUGGGGAUCUGCCUAAAGAAAUGGAAGGGUCUUUACCUUCUUCCAGCUCAAAAGUCAGCAUCAACCUGCAGAAUGACCCCAUCGUUCAAAAGUAUGGCUCUAAGAAAGUAAGCUUGACCAGAUGCCUUCUCACAAAGGAGGAAAUGAAAACAUAUCACUUUCCAUUACAAGGUUUUCCUGACUGUGAAAACUUUGUGCCUACAAAAUGUUGUGGUUCUAUAACCGACAACAGUCCUCUCUUUGGGCUUGACUGUGAAAUGUGCCUGACAUCCAAGGGGCGAGAACUAACACGCAUCUCAUUGGUUGCUGAAGGAGGCUGCUGUGUUAUGGAUGAACUUGUUAAACCUGACAACAAGAUUGUGGACUACCUCACCAGUUUCUCAGGAAUCACAAAGAAGAUUCUUAACCCAGUGACAACCACACUCAAAGAUGUACAGAGACAGUUAAAAGCACUGCUUCCUCCCAACGCUGUGUUAGUGGGCCACUCCUUAGACUUAGAUCUCAGAGCACUGAAAAUGAUACAUCCAUAUGUUAUUGAUACAUCAUUGCUUUAUGUUAGAGAGCAGGGCAGAAGAUUUAAGCUCAAGUUCUUAGCCAAAGUUAUUUUGGGGAAGGAUAUACAGUGUCCAGAUAGGUUUGGUCAUGAUGCCACAGAAGAUGCUAGAACAGCCCUUGAAUUGGCUCGGUAUUUCCUCAAAUAUGGCCCAAAGAAGAUUGCAGAACUAAAUCUGGAGGCACUAGCUAGUCACCAAGAACUAGAAGCAGCACGCCUAGAGCCGAAAAAUACAGCAGAAGUAGUUCAGCAGCUAAACACAAGUGUUUUAGAAUGCUUGGACUCAAUGGGCCAGAAGCUCCUUUUCUUGACUCGGGAGGCAGAUGCUACUGAACUUUCUUCUUCCAAAAACUGUCAAACUAUUAAGUGCCUUUCAAAUAAAGAGGUUCUUGAGCAGGCUAGAGUGGAAAUCCCCCGGUUUACCUUCAGCAUCGUGCAGUUCUCUUUUGAACCCUUUCCACCCAACCUCACUGAGGAGAUGAGCAAAAGAAUGAGGAUCAAGUGGAUGGAGAUGUCAACUGUCUAUGCUGGGCCAUUUAGCAAAACUUGUAACCUUAGAGCUCUGAAGAGGCUGUUUAAGAGUUUUGGUCCAGUCCGGUCAGUGACUCUUAUUCUUGAAACCCAUCAGCCACAUCUCUGUAUACAAUACGAAAUCCUGGAAGGUGCCCAGCUGGCCAUAGAGUCUUUGGAUGGCAUCCUGGUAGAAGGUACCUGCAUCAAGGUGCAGAGGCCUGUGACAGAGCUCACCCUUGAUUGUGACAUCCUUGUGAAUGAGCUGGAACAAGAUUCUGAGAACCAAGGUACUAUAUACCUGUCUGGAGUGAGUGAAACCUUCAAGGAACACCUGUUGCAACAGUCCAGCCUCUUCCUGGGCCUGGAAGCUGUGAUCUUGCCUAAAGAUCUUAAAAAUGGAAAGCAGAAAAAAUACUGUUUCUUGAGAUUCAAAACUUUUGGUAGUGCCCAGAGGGCCCUUGGCAUUCUCACAGGCGAGAACUGGAAGCUGAAAGGCAGGCAUGCCCUAACGCCCAGGCACCUCCAUUCAUGGCUCAGGGGCUUACCUUCUGAAUCAAGGCCCCCAGGGCUUCAUGUCAUACCUCCCCCCUCGGAGCAGGAGACCUUGCAGGUGGUGAAGGUGGACCACCCAAAGAUAGCAGCCUGGCGCUGGGGCAGGAAGAUAGGAGAGCUCUACCACAGCCUGUGCCCAGGCACCCUCUGCCUCAUCCUGCUGCCAGGAACUGAGAGCACUCAUGGAUCGCUCUCUGGCCUAGGACUGAUGGGAAUAAAAGAUGAAGAGGAAAGCAACAGCCCAAACGAGUGUUUGUGAGUCUGCCCACCAUUUUCCAUGUGCCAUUUCUUAAUCCCUCGUGGGCAAUAGCAGAGAAUUUGGUCAGGCUGCAGGCACUCCAGAGGCUGCCAGACCUCUAUAUAGUAGACAGUCUGUGGAAACAUUGUACCAGCUUAAGGAGUCUAGUCCAUUUAUAUGAAAUGUACAAGUUUUCAAUAAAUGCCUAAAAUUCAGACAUUCCCCAUCUUAAGACAAGGUGAGGGGAGGAAACCAGUUUGUACUUUCUUUGUGUCAGUGGGUUUAUACACAGGUAUUACAGCAGGUGCUUAUUUCAUGUAGCGCUCCUAUUAAAUGGUAUACCAUAUAUAGGUAAGGAAACCAGGAGGAGUGACUUCUCUGUGGAGAAAACCCAGGUAUUACCUAGUUUGUCAAAGUGGUAACAUCUGUGAAGCAAAUUUCUGUAAGGCAAACUGUUUUCUAUUAAUGGCUUUUAUAACACUGAAGGAAAAAGAUAGGCUGACUGCAAAUCUGGCAGGUCCACCAGAGCAAAGUUGAAGACUGACUCUUGUAGCUUUUAACCAAUCCAGGAAGCCCCCUUUCAAUUCAAUUUUCAGGAAUGCUGCCUUCCUUUUGGAGUGAGACUGCAGUGUUACCCUUUACCAACAGGUGCCUCCAUCACACCAGAGCUCCCCCUUAGAAGCUUUAAUUUCAGUAAAAGCCUUUGCUUUUUUUUUUUUAAUCAACUCUCAAAUUGUCAACAUUCUGUGUUGGAAAGGACAUGGGCACAGGCACACACAGUUCCAAAACUGAUAGAGGUAUUAGCUGCCCUCCAGAAAAGAUGAAUUAAUCUGGCAUGUAGUAUGUAUCAUUACAAAAAGUCUUGUAAAUUUCUCUCUACACUGGGACCCUGCAAUUCCACUUCUAGAGUAAUAUCCUCAAAAACAUGUAUGGAGGAGAUGUCAUGGGGUUAUUCAGUGGAAUUCUAGGUAGCUAUUUUUAAAAAUUGUGUGUGCACGCACAUGUGUGUGUAAAUAAAAUCUCUAGUGAAAGAGAUCUGCAAGAAGCAGCAGUAGACCUCUGGAUCCAAACUGCUAGACUCUGAAUUCCAGCUUUCCUACUUUUUAAUUAGGUGAGCUUGAAUUACUGUAAAUUAUUUAACAUCUCUGUGCUUGGUACAUAAUAAUGGUAUACAUCUUAUAGGAUUGUUGUGAAGAUGAGAUUGUGCAUUUAUAGUAUAUUAUAGGUUGUAUAAAGCAUGGAGAGUUACAGGAUAAUCUGUAUAGUUUGAGUAGAAAAAAACUAUACAAAGAUAUGCACAGCCUUGGAACAAAACCUGGAAGGCUAUAUACCAAAAUAUGAACAGUAUUUGUCUCUGGCUGGUGGGAUUGGCAGAUCUGAUUUUACCAAAUGCUCUUCUGUAUAUAGGCCGUUUUUUUUUUUUUAAAUCAGCAUAUAUUGCUUUCAUAGUUAGAAAAAAAUAAUUAAAAUAACUCUCAAGGUUGGGCAUUUGAGGCAGUGUUUAAUCCUUUAAAUGCAACUUCUGUAAGAUCUGGAAGUUGGGAACCAGGAGCCAGAACUGAAGCUCUUGAUUUUGGAUGAAGUUUCCCUGUAAAGAGCGAAGUUCCCCAGGUAUACUGCUGACAUCAGCUGCAAGGCCUUGAGAACAUCUUGAAACAAUGUUGGCUGGAUUCUUUCCCCCUGCAGCUGAGCUCCAAAGCUGUGGGAGUUUAGCUGCUGUUUACCUCUUGAGACUCCAGUCCUGAGACACAAAAUAAGUGUCUGUCUAGGUUGGCACUUCAGCUGUGCUCCUGGGCCAGUCACUUAACCUUGUUUGAGUCCAUUUCUGCAGCUGUAUAAAAUGAGGAUGUAUCUACUUUUAAGGAUUAUUAUGAAUAUUUAAAGAUUCAGUUUGUGGAAAAUGACCAAAUAGUGGGAUAUGUAUGAAUUAUUUGCCCUCUCUGAGCCUGUUUCCUCAUUUUGUUUUUUAUUUUUUUAAUUUUGGCCAUGCCACUCAGCUUGCCAGUUCCCCAACCAGGGCUUGAACCCCGGCUACAGCAGUGAAAGCAUGGAAUCCUAACCACUAGACCACCAGGGAGCUCCCUUCAGUUUCCUCAUUUUAAAGAUGGCAACAUUAGUACCUACUUCAUAAGGUUGUUGUGAGAAUUAAAUUUGGGAAAGCCUACAUUUUAUUGAGGAUCAUCUUCCAACUGCACAUUCACAGAGCAGAUGAAGGUUCCCUGUGCCAAGAGCACUCCCUUUGCUCCUAGGAACAGCCAAGGCCAUUCCUUUUCCUGGGUGGGUGGGGGUGGAAGUUUCCCCACAGGCCCCCAACUCUAGAACUCUACAGAGAUAGGCCUGGACCAUAAGGUCUCUGAGGCCCCGGUCUGCACACACUGUUCUUUCAGCUGAUGCUCCCACCUUUUGGAAGGCAAAGCUGCCAACUUGGCCUCUUGCAAAACACACAUUCCAUUCAUAAGUGCGUUUGUGCAUUUUUCCUCCCACACCCUUCUAGGCAGCCAAUGCAGAGCUGCCAAGGCAGCUGCAGGAGCAGCUUCUCAUUUGGGGGGGAAAGGCAACUUGAAGGGUUUUCACAAAACACUUGGCUUAGGCUUUGAACGUAUUACUCCCCAACUUUCUGGCCUCCUCACCCAUAGUGGGGUUGUUUAGUAGGACACUCAGCCGUGUCAUUUUCAUUGCCUUUUGUCCCCCUUUUUGUAAAUUCUCUUCCCUAUUAUAAAGGAAAUCCAUUAAUGGAAACUUGAAAAAUCUAGAAAAGUUAAAACCAUAUCUAAUCCCACCACUCAGUCAAUGACUGCCCCUGUUUUACAAUCUUCUAUCAUACUUUUUCCAUUAUUCAAAAGCAGUUUUUAAUAGCUGCAUAAUAUUCCAACAUGUUGAUGCAUGCCAUAAUUUCUAAAACAGUCCCCUACGGUUGGCACUAAGUUGUUCCCAAAUGAUGCUGCCAAUCAUAUCCUUGCACAUACAUCUUUGGCAGAUAAUUAUUUCUUGAGGAAAAAUUCCUAGAAGUGAAAUUACUGGGCUUUUUAAAAAAGUAUGAACACUGAAGGAUUUUUUAAUUCCAGGAAAGUUUUUACCUUGUGUUUGCUAGCAUCGAUUUGUUUCAAAUCUUUGUUAAUUUGACAGAUUAAAAAAGUUUUUCAUUAUAGGUUUAAUUUCUGUUUAUUUGAAUACCCUUUAGAUUGUCAUCUGCUAUUUUUUCCAGAAGGUUUUGGCCAAUUGUUUUUCUUUAGAGAGUUGUCCGUAUCCUUUGCUCAUGUUUCUGUUGUCUUUUCCAUAAUGAAUUUUCCAUUCUGAAUUUUUAAGGUCUCUUUACACAUUAAGUAUAGUGUCCAUUUGUCAAUUAUUGCAAAAAUGUUUCUAGUUUUUUAAGGUAGUAAGUAUUAGAA